GGCAAAACAGGCUGAGUCCGAGGGGUGAUUCGAGUGUUUUCCGUCGUCAAAUGCGACGGUGCGGCCUUACUCUGGUUCUCGUCUCCUGAGCGUGUGAGCCACACAGCUUGAAGAAGGGACCUUCUGCAUCAGUGCAUGCAAAGGUUGGCGCGGGUGUCGAUCGUGUCCGAAGAAGCGCCGUGCUUUGUCACUCCCUAGUCGGAUCCUCCCAGCCUAACCUCUCGCCAACAGUGCGGUGGACGCUACGCUAGCUCAGUGUCUUGCGGUGCGUCGCCCACUCCGAGUAGCCGUCGCCGUUUGUUCCGUGCGACAAAGGAAAAUGUCGCCGCUCCACGUCUCCGUGGCCGUGCUGGCCGUGUUCGCCUUCGCGGCGUGCGGGGUGUCUGCUGACAAGGACAAGUUCAAAUGCAAGCUUCGGCCCGCUGAUAUUCCCAAGGAAUGGGUUUCCAUGGUCGAUCCCUGCGUGAAGAAGAUGAGGGAGCAGGUCCAGACCGAGCUCACCGCCUCCAUGACCUACCUCGCCAUGGCUGCUCACUUCUCUCAGGACACUGUCAACCGUCCUGGAUUCGCUGAACACUUUUUCAAGUCCGCUAGUGAGGAGCGUGAACAUGCCAUCAAGCUCAUCGAGUACUUGUUGAUGCGUGGUCAGCUGACCAAGGAUGUUGGAGACCUCAUCAAGGACCCUCGCCCCAAGGGUGAUGUCACUUCAUGGGUUGAUGGUGUCAGUGCCCUCAAGGACGCUCUCAAGCUCGAGGCCAGCGUUACCAACAACAUCCGUGACAUUGUUGCCGUCUGUGAGGACCCUGGUGAAAGCAAGUUCAACGACUACCAUCUGGUCGACUACCUGACUGGAGACUUCUUGGAUGAGCAGUACAAGGGACAGCGUGAGCUCGCCGGUAUGAUUUCCACUCUUGACAAGAUGAUGCAUUCCCAUGGUGCUAUUGGAGAGUUCCUGUUUGAUAAGAAGCUUUUGGGUUAAACUUCACCACUGUUUUUCCCAGUUUUGUUGGACUGAAAUAUGUUUCAUUUUGGGAGUUUUUUAUUCCUCUUAAAUUUUUAUGAUUAACUCUAUUCAAUUUUCAUAAUAUGCAUCACUAUGUUAAGGUUUCUUUUUUCUCAUCAGUCAAUAUUCUAGUUUGAUUCUGUGUACAAUUAGAUGUGCCAUCGUAUGUUUUACUUUGAAUUUGUCAAUUUUAAAUGCCUUUGAACAAGAUUAGCUUUAACAUGUUCAUUUUCACUCUGAAAACCUGGAGUGUUACUGAUGACAUGACUCUAUUUGUUCAACAGUAAGUUCAUUCACAGGCACAAACUUCAGUACAUCUUGAAACUAUUAUUAAUGAAAUGGAGUGUUUUGCACUUGUGUAGUGAGUAAAACUUUGUAUCCUGUGAUAUCCAUUGUGGUGAUAACAAUCAGUGCAACCAGUAUUCUAGCAACCUGGAUGACAUUGGAACCUUAUUUGUAAAUACCCAAACCCAAGCCGAGUGUUUCCAAAAUUUAAAGGCAGAACAAAAUUUGUUUACGUAAAGUAAA
Molecule: messenger RNA, 1531 nt
Organism: Thrips palmi
Lineage: Eukaryota; Metazoa; Arthropoda; Insecta; Thysanoptera; Thripidae
Gene: Fer1HCH
Product: ferritin subunit
Exons: 5
Coding region: 320-979 (219 amino acids)
Biological process (GO): iron ion transport; intracellular iron ion homeostasis
Cellular component (GO): cytoplasm
Molecular function (GO): ferric iron binding; ferrous iron binding
Source: RefSeq, a predicted model, not a curated record